Molecule: messenger RNA, 7187 nt
Organism: Cinara cedri
Lineage: Eukaryota; Metazoa; Arthropoda; Insecta; Hemiptera; Aphididae
Source: the annotation of a GenBank genome assembly
CAUGUAUUCAAAUUUGUGUUAUUAUUAUAUAGAUAUUUAAAUUAUUGUUAUUGUUAUAAUUUAAAUUAAAUUACUUAUUACUCCAUUUUAUUUCUCGCGGCUUGAUAUUAAAACAUAAUCUUAUGAGCCAUAUUAUAAUCUGUUAUUCUGUUAACUUUAACUUUUGUUUGAAUUUGUGUGAAAAUCUUUUUAAAUCAUGCCUAUGAAGCAGUUGUCGUCGGAUACAAUUAAACUGAUCAGUAGCACCCAAAUUAUAACAUCAGCAUCAUCAGUAGUGAAGGAAUUAAUGGAAAAUUCCAUUGACGCCCAAUCUACAAUUAUUGACAUACGUUUGGUAAAAUAAUAAUAUUAAAAAUGAUUUGAUUUGAUAUAUGUUGUAAAUUUAACUACUAUUUUUUAAUUGAAUGAACAGGAAAAUUAUGGUCUAGACAAGAUUGAAAUACGUGACAAUGGUAUUGGAAUUUCACACAGUGACGUGCAAUUAAUGUGCUUGCGUAAUUACACUUCUAAAAUAUCUAGCAUAACCGAUUUAGGUAUGUACUUUACAACAAUGUUAAUUAUUAUAUUUAAUUGUUUAUCUUGAUGAUUAUUUAAUAUUUGAAACAGAAAAAUUAACAUGUUACGGAUUUCGUGGUGAAGCACUUAGUUCUAUUUGUGCUGUAGCUGAUGUAACUGUUAUUACAAAAUCAAAAUUUGAUAAAUAUGCAAUGACAUUCACAAUGGACAGUAAUGGGCAUGUGGUAAAUAGUUCAGUUAGUCAUCAUCAAAAUGGUACAUUAAAUAUAUUUUAACUAGAAACUAAAAUAAACAUUGAUUAUUAUUUAUGAAAUGAUAUAUUUUUUAAUAGUUAUUUUGUUUAUAACAGGCACUAUUAUUACUAUAGUCAAUCUUUUCAAAAAGUUGCCCGUUCGCAAACAGUAUUUUAGUUCAAAAAAAAAUUGUAUUAAUGAUUUACGUAGAGUGGAAAAUGUUGUUAAAUCAUUAGCAGCUAUUCAACAAGAUUUACGUGUUUCGUUAGUUCAUAAUAAAUCAGUGUUAUGGAAAAUGACGCCAGUUAAUGACUUAACAAUAAUGUUUGGACAAAUUUGGUCAUCUUCAAUGUAUAAAUAUGUAAAACAAUUGACAUUUUCAAAUGAAGAGGUUAGUUUUAUGUUUGUUUUUUUGAUAUUUAAAUAUAUGUUUUGUAUUAUUGUAUUCAUUAAAUAACAUUAGGUAAACAUUGACAUGGUUUUACCAAUGCAAAAUAUAGAUGUGCAAAAUUGUUUUUUUACAACGAAUAUUGCUGAUGCAAUUUAUUUAUAUGUUAACAAGAGACCUGUGCGGGAUAAUAAAAUUGAAAAAGUAAGAACACAUAUUCAUGAAUAUGUUCAAUUCAAUUGUAUUAAUUCUUUUUUCUUUAAAUAAAUAAUUUAACUAGUUAAUUGUUGGAGAGUUCAGUAAUUAUUUUGGUCAUUAUUUACCUCCAGGCAAGUAUUUGCCAUGUUUUUUAUCUAUAACUGUUCCAUCAGAUACUAUUGAUAUAAAUUUGGAACCAGACAAAAGUCGAAUAUUGUUCCAUAAUCAAGUUCAGUAUAAAACUAAUUAUAAUCAUUAUAUUACUUAUAAGUUUCAAUAAUCUAAUUUUUUUGGUACACAAUACAAUUUUUAAAUUAAAUGGCAAGUAAUCAUAUUAAUAUUAAAUAUAAAUAAAAAUUCAUUUUCAGGAUAAGAUAUUGCUUAAUCUUAAAAAUUGUAUUAACAAACACUAUUACAAUGAUACUGUAGAGAAUGAUCAACUAGAAAUUAAUACAGAUAUAACAAAAACACAUCUAAAAAAUAAAAGAAAAUCAUCCUCAGAUUCAGAAGAAUUUAUAACGAAAAAAUCUACAGUUGUAAUGUCACAAAUUAAUAAUUCUUUUAUACCUAAUGCUGAAUCAACGAAAAUUAUUAAUGAUAAUUCGUUUGAUUCUGAAAUGACAAAAGAUGAGCACUCAGAAAUUAUUGAACACUUAAGGUUAGAACAAAUUGAUUUUGAAGAGCCAUUUACAUCAAACGAAAAUAAAGAAGAUAAAAAACAAAAUUCUGAAAAUAACGAUGAAAAUAAAAUUGAUGAUAUAAGAGAGUAUCGUAAAAAAUUAAUGAAUGUAACAAAAAAUAUCCCUCUUCAAUCAAUUCAAUGUGAUAAUGCAAAUGUUAAUAAUUUGAAUGCUGAAAAUAUAUCUAUUUCUCAAUGGAGUAAAGGUGAUGUAAUUUUAAAUGGAAAAUCAUUGAAGGUAUUUCUGUGUUUUAUUGUGUUGAAAGAUGUAUUAUUGUAUAUAUUAUGUGUAAGUAUAUUUUUAGGGCGGUGUAUCAAUAAAAGCUGAUAUUUCAAAUGAAACCUUAGAAAGAAAUACAUUGCAUAAAAUUGUUAAAGCAAGUGAAAUUCUUCAGUCUAACAGUCUAAAUGAUGGUAUUGAAUAUUUAUGAUAUUAAUUAUUAUAAUUGUGAUGUACAUUAAAACAGAGUUUUUUAGUUCAGGUUUGGUAAAAGUUAGAUAUAAUGAAGGUUGUUAUGGAGUAAGGAUGGACAUCUAAUUAUAAGUAGAUCCAAGAAGUUCAAGUAUUCAAGUCUAGUCACAUAAGAGAAUAGUUAACUUGUACUAGAAUAUGUAGAAUUAGUUAUGGCUUGAUAAAGGGGAAGCAAUUAAAAACGUUGUGUGAUUAAGGUUAUCGUGUAAAAGGGAAAUAUUAUUAAACUAGUUCUAAGAUCAAUGAUGAUGUAUAGAUUUGAGCAUUGGGCAUUGGAUAAGAGUUGAAAUAAAAAUGGAAAUGGUAGAAAUAAGUAUGUUAAAAUGGAUGGGUGUUAUCACUAGAUUGAAGGGGAUUAAAAAUGUAUAUAUAAGAUGAAAUUUAGAAAUAGUGAGUAAAACAGGUAAAAUAAUUUAAUUAAUUAUUAUAUAUGGACAUGUAAAGUCCAUAUACAUGAGUCAAGUGUAGAUGGUAGCUUAGAAAAAGUAGACUAAAGACAAAGUAAUUAGUAAUUGUUGAGGGAAAUAUGAAGGUAUGUGUAGUAGUUGAAGUAAUUGUGUAAUAAGAGUAGUGACCCCACUUGUACUAGGAUAAAGGAGAAGAUAAAGAAGAGAAGACUUAUAUUUAGUAUUUAUAUUUAAUAUUUAUGUAUUAAACUUAUAUAAUAACUUCUAUAAUUUUUACUAAUUCACACAGAAUUAACUCUUGAUGAUAUUUGAUAUUUUGUUCAAUAAAAUAAAAUAUGUUAAUUUUUCAGAACCUCAAAAGGAUGAACUAGUUAAAAUAGAUAAUAAUUUAUCUGUUCCAAUUGAAAAAAAAACUACUAAAGAUUAUAUACCAGAUACUACAUUACAUAGUAGUACAAAACUAGCACCUCUUUUUCGUAUGGUUUCUAUUCCUGAUGAACAAGUUCCUGGUUUGAACCAUUUAGUUAAUAGACCACAAUCAUGGAUGCCUCAACCAAGAUCAAAAAGACCUAUACGAGGUAUUUUUAUAUUUUAAUAUUGUAUUCAAAAAAUAUUAUAUGUUAUGAACAAAAUUUACCCUUUCUUAAUUAUUUAAUUUAACACUGAUAAAUACACAUAUUAAUUAAUCAAUUAAAUUUAUAUUCAUGUAAUCCAGAUAUUUCUGAAGAAGUCCUUAGUGAAACCGCUCGUAGUGUUAGCAGUCAAAUGGGAAACAAAGAGAUGUCAGGCUUUACAUUUUUCGCCAAGGAAAUGAGAAUAAAAAGUAUUUAUAUUCCUUAUGACAGCAGUUCUUAAACUUUUAGUGCACAUGAAAGACUUUUAGAAAUCGCGGACCCCCUAUUUUUACCUUUGAAUACCAUUUUUUUUACAAAAUAUCUCAUGUUAUCACAAUCAAUAUUUACUGAUAGACCACGGACUAUAAACCCUGGCAUGAAUAUUGCAGACCACAGUUUAAGAAUAGCUGUCUUAUAAGUUAUAAUUAAAGGAAAACUAAUCUUAAAAUAUAUUUUAUUAAUUAUAUAGUUCUUAAAGAAAAUCCUGGAAUGGAUUUUACAAAAGUAAGCAAAGAACUUGCAAAAUUGUGGGGAUGUUUGAGUGAAGAUGAAAAAGAAAAUUAUAAAAAACUAUCUAUUGAACGGAAAAAAUUUCCAAUGGCUACUAAAGCAAAUGAAAUUCAAUCCUCAAAAAAAUCAUUUCAGUUCAUAUUUAAGAAUCUUAAAAGACAUUCUACAUUAAUCAAUAUAGAACUAUGUGAAAUAAAAAAAAAUAUUUUUGAAAAGCCCAAAAUACCGUAAGUAUUAUAAAUAAUAAUUUGUGGUUGAAAAUACCUUAGAAUUAAAUUAAGUUGUACUAUUUAAGUUAGAAUUGAUUAAUUUACAUUGUAUUAUAUGAAAGAGAUUACUAUAUUCUUAGGACAUGAAAUGAGGAAGUAUGUGAAAUAAUAGGUGGCUUCUAGUAGUAUAGAUACUAAUAAUAUGUUUUACUUAUUGUUACUAUUAAUGAUUUUUUUUUUAUUAACUAGAUCACAAUUUAAAAUGUAAUUUAUAUUUUAAAAGAAUUUUACGAACAUAUUGUAUUUAUGAUAUUUUUUUUUGUGGAUAUAUUGCUGUGCUAUGAGGGAGUACUUCACCUUUGCAAGUAGUCCUUCCCCUUGUAUCCGCAUUACAUCGUUUAUUGAGAAAAUAACGAAUAAUUUAUUAAAAUUGAUUUAUUACAGAUGAAGGGCUCUGUCCUUCUUAGUUUUGUCUUCAGCUCAUAUUAUACUUAACCUUAACACCUAAUGUUUUGUCUUUUGCGUUCUUCUUCCUCUCGCUAUAAAAGUACUUGGACAUAUUUCUUUAUUGCUUCCCAGUUGUUUCUGGAUUUGAAAAUGUUGUCGACCACAGUAUCCUGCUCAAAGACACCUUCAAUACGUUCCUCAAGUUCCACUCCUUCUGCUAUAUCCUGAAUGUUUCUUCUCACUCUAUUCUUCCUAUUUAUUUUUGCUCUGAUUCUGCUCUAUACCGUAUCUUAUUUGUCUCUCCCUGGCUUGUAAGUGUAUCGGAAUAAGCCCCACUACUACUAUAAUCGCAGCCACGGAAACCGCCUUAAACGCUACUACCACUCUUAAUGCAAUGGAUCUUUGAGGUCUUUGAAUUAUAUAAAUAUUUGUUUGUAUACUAAUGCGCCGCCCAAACUGGAGCCGCGUAUAGCAAUUGGCUGAUAACUACUAAUACUAAUAGCUGUCGUUACCGCUGUCUUGAGUACCCUACGUUCAGCAUCAGCCUUGAUAGGGCUGAUGAUAAGGAGGAUGCUUUUGUCGAAACUGUUUCAAGGUUGCGGCCACAUGUUACUGUUUGACGUCCUUCCUCAUCAAAAACGACUGCUUGGUCAUAUAAGUAGUCAUGGAUGAUUUCCAAUAGGUACCCUGGUACUCUUUUAUUGCACAAUACUUCUUCGAUUUUUCUCUACCUUGCCGAAUUUAAUGUACCGGUACAUCUGCUGCCUGCUUUUAUAAUUUCCGGAGACCUUUGUAAUUGUAAAUUGUAGAUUGACCCUUCCUGAAACCAUACAUCACUCAGGCCACCAACAUUUUCUAAAUGUGCCUUUAGUCGUUCUUUAAUGAUGCACUCAAAUAGCUUGCCUACUGUGUUGAGGAGACAUGGGUCGAUACGAUGAUGGCUGCUCUAGGAGUUUGCCUCCUUUUUUGAGCAGUUCUAAAUUCACCGUUUUCCACGUCUUAGCAAAGGAUCCAUGGUUAAAAUACAAAUUGAAUAUUUCUAAUAGAAUUUGUGGUCUCAUCAUCACUAUCUCCUUUGUAGCUAUAUCCAAUAUUCCAUCUGGACCCGGUACCUUACCCUAGGAUAUAUUUAGGAUAUUAAUAUGAUUUUAAUAUUUAUAAUAAAUUUAAUAAAAUAUUACAUUUUAUUUUUAUGAUAGUUCAUUUGAAUUCAGUUUAAUUGGUCAAAUCGAAAAAAAUAGUUGGAUUUGUUGUGUACGCAACAAGAUACAUGUAGUAAAUAUUUGUUGUCUUCAAGAAGCUGUCAUUUUCUACCAGAAAUUGGCCAAUGAUGCAAUGCCACUUAAAAUUUUAGACCAACCUAUUAAAACAAAUAAAAAGUAAUUAAUGGCGUAGCAUUUAUAAUUAAUUAUUAUUAUAACUAUUUGCUUAGAUAAAUUUUACUUGCUGUAAAUAUUACUUGUAUAUUUCAUACUUGCACAAAACACUUUUGUAAUCAUAAGAGUAUUACUCUUAUGGUUUUGACACAUAAGUGUUUUUAGAAUUAACGAAUGAGUUUAAGUUUUUUUUUGUUUAAAGAUAUUUAGGUGAAAAUAAUUUUAGUUUUCUUAUGGACUUGGCUACUUCAUAUGAACCAUCAGUUGAGAAGUAUACUGUUAAAGAUGAAAGAAUAAUUAAAAAUGGUUUUAAUAUUGUUAUUGCAUUUAAUGGUAAGAUAUCUACACUUGAUGAUAUUCUUGUCUUGUAUUGAAACACAAUUUGUAAUUUUGUAGAUGAUAAUGCUAAUCCAGAUAUACUUAUUACUGAUGUUGCUUUACAUAUAUCAACAUAUGGCGCUGAGGAACUUAAACAGCUUUUAGAACUAAUGCAAAUGGAAAAUAAAAAUGAUUUAUCUUGUUGUCGUCCAUUGAAAGUCAUUAACUAUUUACGGGUAGGUAAUCAUUUUUAUUAUAAUUAUGACACUUACAUGAAUAAAUUACAACUUUUGUGUUGUUUGUAUAAUUUAGAGUGAAACAGUGAGAUAUCUUAAAGUAACUGAACCUCUUGAAACUAAAGAAGAAAUCAAUAAUUUAUUGAAUUAUUGGUUUAAAAAUGAAAAGGCAUUCUUACAUAAUACUUGUGUUCAUCAUAAAAAUGUUUUCACACCAAUACACACUAUCAACAAUUGAUUAAAAUUUUAAUAAUUAUUAAUGUUAAGAAAUACUUAGAUAAGUAAUUCUUUUUUUUUUCUGAACGAUAGGUAUAUUGUAAAUAUGAAUAUUUAAAAAUUUAAUUAGUAUUUAAGUGUUAUGUAUACUAUUUGCUAUUCUGUAAAAUAUAAAUUCUGGCUGUUAAGAUUAAGCAUUUAAUGGUUAAUUAUUUUUAUUUAUUAAACAUUCUUAUUUAUUAGUACACACUUCUCAAAUCCCUAGUGUACACUUCCAAUUUAGGAUUACACAUUUUAUGCCAAGGUUCACUAAAAAUAGGUGCUGGUUAUUAUUUUAAAUGUAUUAAACUGCAUUUGAUUGUUUUCAC